UUUACCGCCCACCUUGUUCUCUGCACAGCACAGGGGACCGCAAUGAUUCGAUCCCGCUCACGUCAGUCAGAACAUUUUCUUUGACAGAGAACAAGCAGAGAGGCGGCGACCAGUUGUGUGUUUUUCCGUGUGAAAAAAAGGUAGAACGGAGCUAAAAACAAACAAACAAACAAAAAAAACAACAACAGAAAGAAUGAUGUCGGCGACUUGUAUCACCCAGUCUAUGUGCAUUGUGGUGCUUACCAUUUUUGUCCUGGGAUUAAUCUGGGCGAGGCCGAUUGAUGCGAAUCAAGAGCCUGGUACCGUCAUUCCAGCUGAGAGUCGCCCCUGUGUGGACUGUCAUGCGUUUGAAUUCAUGCAGAGGGCGUUGCAGGAUUUAAAGAAGACGGCGUUUAACCUUGACUCAAGGGCUGAAACUCUUCUGUUGAGAACGGAGAAGAGAGCUCUCUGUGAUUGCUUUCCUACCAAUGCACUCAACUGAGCAGACAUCUUCAAGGGAAUGAGCAGCUGGGCUCAUAACAACAAUAACAAUAAAAAUCGUCAGCAGUGAUCUGUAUACAUCAUGGAAAGGAGCGCUGACCAUGUUUUUCAAAAUCCACUUUCUUACCUUUAUUAACACUGUCAACAUUUACACUGUUUCCCAUUGGGUAUAUGUUGGUUCUUUGCUUGCUUUUCUACUUUAGUGCAGGAUAUUGAGAUCAUUUUUAACAACACAAGAACAUUAGAAAUAGUACAUCUGCACAUGUCUGGGAGCAUCCAGUGCUCUGUGUAUGUGGUAAUGACUGCAGCUCUCAAAAACGGAGCUAUGAACACAUUACUGUUUGCCUAUUUUGUCCAAAGCAAUGUUAAUGCUUUAAAACUGUAAUAAAAGCAUGUAUGAAUGGGUCAAACUUUGUAUGAGCUGUGAUUGUCCUGCGUGCGUGUGACUUCUCCAAGUCUAUGGUUCGCUUUUUAUCCAAAAAAAUGAGCCGAAGUAGUGCAUAAAUGAGGUGCUUGCUUUAGCACAUUAAAAAGAAGGAUCAUUUUAAUUUAAUGCAGGGUUGUGUACAAAAUCUGCAGAGCCAUUUGUAGUUUAGAUUUAAAAGUCACCACUACCCAUGGUACAGUUAGGAGAACAUCAGUAGCAGUUCCUGCUUUUUUUGUUUGUGUGUAUCUGUAUGCGGUAAAUAUGGGGAAAAUACUAGGCUUGCAAACGUCUCAAAUACAGUAUUACAUGUUUAAUGCUUUUAGAAUGCCUUUGUUUUUGCCUAUUGCCAUGGCUUUUGUACUGUUGGUAAACAUGAAAGUGACCAUUAUUUUCACUGUUUGGAAUCAGUUUUUGUUUAACCUGUAUUAAAACACACACCUGUA
Acipenser ruthenus (sterlet) is the source of this 1350-nucleotide messenger RNA. RefSeq names its product neuropeptide-like protein C4orf48 homolog. The transcript has 4 exons. The record is from RefSeq and is a predicted model, not a curated record. NCBI's taxonomy places the organism in Eukaryota, Metazoa, Chordata, Actinopteri, Acipenseriformes, Acipenseridae. The coding region runs from base 194 to 481 and encodes 95 amino acids.